Messenger RNA from Podospora bellae-mahoneyi, 4111 nucleotides. It is a transcript of the gene ISW2, whose product is annotated as chromatin remodeling complex Adenosinetriphosphatase. Gene Ontology annotation, molecular function: nucleosome binding; ATP binding; ATP-dependent chromatin remodeler activity. Gene Ontology annotation, cellular component: nucleus; chromatin. The record is from RefSeq and is a predicted model, not a curated record. Gene Ontology annotation, biological process: regulation of transcription by RNA polymerase II; nucleosome organization. The transcript is spliced from 4 exons. The coding region runs from base 251 to 3628 and encodes 1125 amino acids. NCBI's taxonomy places the organism in Eukaryota, Fungi, Ascomycota, Sordariomycetes, Sordariales, Podosporaceae.
GCCAAUUUGGGGUUCCUCGACCUCAGAAAUUCGCACCUCACGGCACCCACCCUUCCUCAAACAACUACACCCCAAGCCGGCUUUCUAAUUUUCACUCAUUGCGCACACCAGACGACUUAUCAUCGCCAAAUUAUCGUCGGCACCAUCUCCGGGAUCAUAGCAACCUUCUCCGACUUGCUUACACCCGCGAGAGCGCGUCUUCGUCGCGUAUAAUUGAUCCAAAGCCUCGACGAGGUACCCAGCAGCCACCAUGGCUCCCCGUGGUCGACAGAGCGGCAACGACACCGACGCGUCCAUGCAGGAUGCGCCCGAGUCCGCCAGCCACGUUGUCGACGAGAUGGAAGUCGACGAGACUCCCGAUUAUACCGACUCAGAUACCAACCCAAAUACUACCGCCAGCAGCGUAACCGGGGAACCAGUUCCAGAUGGCCGCAAGAAGCGCUCAGAGGCCAACCAGCUGCGAAGAAGCAUAUUUGGUAAAAAGCACGACAGGUUGGGAGAAUCAAAGGAGGACGACACGAUUCGCCGGUUCCGAUACCUUUUGGGUUUGACUGAUUUGUUCCGCCACUUCAUCGAGCACAACCCAGACCCCAAAAUCCGCGAAAUCAUGGCUGAGAUCGAUCGCCAAAAUGAAGAAGCAGCGAAAAACAAGAAGGGCGCUGGUCGUCAGGGCGGCGCUACUAGUGAAAGACGUCGCCGCACCGAGGCCGAGGAAGACGCCGAACUUCUCAAGGACGAAAAGCACGGUGGCUCAGCCGAGACCGUCUUCCGCGAAUCCCCCGCUUUCAUCAAUGGCACCAUGAGAGAUUACCAGAUUGCCGGUCUGAAUUGGCUCAUUUCCCUCCACGAGAAUGGUAUCUCUGGUAUUCUGGCCGACGAAAUGGGUCUGGGCAAGACACUGCAGACCAUCUCUUUCCUGGGCUAUCUUCGGCACAUCAUGGGCAUCACUGGUCCCCACCUCAUCACAGUUCCGAAAUCAACUCUGGACAACUGGAAGCGAGAGUUUGCAAAGUGGACACCCGAGGUCAAUGUGUUGAUUUUGCAAGGGGCCAAGGAGGAGCGUCACCAGCUCAUCAACGAUCGGUUGGUGGACGAGGAUUUCGACGUGUGCAUCACCAGCUACGAAAUGAUUCUCCGAGAAAAGGCCCAUCUUCGAAAAUUCGCCUGGGAGUACAUCAUCAUCGACGAGGCCCAUCGCAUCAAGAACGAGGAGUCCUCGCUUGCCCAGGUCAUCCGCAUGUUCAACUCGCGCAACCGUCUUUUGAUCACGGGAACCCCGCUACAGAACAACCUGCACGAACUUUGGGCGCUGCUCAACUUUUUGUUGCCCGAUGUGUUUGGUGACUCUGAGGCUUUCGACCAGUGGUUCUCGGGCCAAGAUAGAGACCAGGAUACGGUUGUGCAGCAGCUGCACAAGGUGUUGCGGCCUUUCCUGCUUCGUCGUGUCAAGAGCGAUGUGGAGAAGAGCCUUCUACCCAAGAAGGAGGUGAAUGUCUACAUUGGCAUGUCGGAGAUGCAAGUGAAGUGGUACAAGAGAAUUCUGGAGAAGGACAUUGACGCCGUCAACGGUGCAGGAGGCAAGCGCGAGUCCAAGACCAGACUUCUCAACAUCGUUAUGCAGCUUCGAAAGUGCUGCAACCACCCUUAUUUGUUUGAAGGUGCGGAGCCGGGCCCUCCUUACACCACAGACGAGCAUUUGGUCUUCAACUCCGGCAAGAUGAUUAUUCUCGACAAGCUUCUCAAGAGAAUGCAGGCCCAAGACAGUCGCGUGCUGAUCUUCUCGCAAAUGAGUCGCCUGUUGGAUAUCCUGGAGGACUACUGCGUCUUCCGUGGUUACAAGUACUGCAGAAUCGAUGGUGGCACAGCCCACGAGGAUCGUAUUGCGGCCAUCGACGAGUACAACAAGCCCGGAUCUGAGAAGUUCAUCUUCUUGUUGACAACAAGAGCCGGUGGUUUGGGAAUCAACUUGACAACCGCCGAUAUUGUUAUUCUCUACGACAGCGACUGGAACCCCCAGGCCGAUCUGCAGGCCAUGGACAGAGCGCAUCGUAUUGGUCAAACCAAGCAAGUCGUGGUCUACAGGUUCGUGACAGACAACGCCAUUGAAGAAAAGGUACUGGAGCGCGCGGCCCAGAAGCUGCGUCUUGAUCAACUGGUUAUCCAGCAGGGUCGCGCUCAAAUUGCCGCCAAAGCUGCGGCGAACAAGGAUGAGCUUUUGUCCAUGAUUCAGCACGGCGCCGGAAAGAUUUUCGAGACCAAGAGCGCCUUUGGAGAACUGGCCGAGAAGGGUGGCGAGCUUGACGAUGAUGAUAUUGACAGAAUUCUGAACGCCGGUGAGAGCCGGACGAAGGAGUUGAAUGCCAAGUAUGAAAAGCUUGGUAUCGAUGAUUUGCAAAAGUUUACCUCCGAGUCAGCCUACGAGUGGAACGGCGAGGAUUUCGCCGCCCGCAAAAAGGAUGUCGGGCUUAGCUGGAUCAACCCAGCGAAGCGUGAGCGCAAGGAGCAGAUUUACUCGAUUGACAAGUACUACAAGCAGGCCUUGCACACUGGUGGCCGGACUGCCGACACCAAGCCGAAGGCGCCUCGUGCCCCAAAGCAGGUAGCUGUACACGACUACCAGUUCUACCCACCCAGGCUCCGCGACCUUCAGGACAGGGAGACCGCCUACUAUCGCAAGGAGAUCGGCUACAAGGUUCCGUUACCCGAGGGCGACGACGACAACCUGUCUGAGCGGGAGGCCGAGAGGGCUCUCGACCAGCAGGAAAUCGACAACGCCACUCCCCUAACCGAAGAAGAGCAAGAGGAGAAGCAACAGCUGGCUCAGCAAGGCUUUGGCGAGUGGAACAGGCGAGACUUUCAGCAGUUCAUCAACGGUUCCGGUCGUUAUGGCCGGAACAACUAUGAUGACAUUGCUUUGGAGGUUGACAACAAGACUCCUGCAGAGAUCAAGGCAUACGCCAAGGUGUUCUGGCAGCGCUACACCGAGAUCACGGACUACCCCAAGUACCUAAAGGUGAUUGAAGAUGGUGAGGACCGCAUGCGCAAGAUCGAGCACCAACGCAAGAUGUUGCGCAAGAAGAUGGGCCAGUACCGUGUACCACUUCAACAGCUCAAGAUCAACUAUUCGGUCUCGACUACCAACAAGAAGGUGUACACCGAGGAGGAGGACCGCUUCCUGCUGGUGCUGCUCGAUAAGUACGGCGUGGACACGGAGGGCAUCUACGAGAAGAUUCGUGAUGAGAUCCGUGACAGCCCGCUGUUUAGGUUCGACUGGUUCUUCUUGAGCCGCACGCCCACUGAACUGGGCCGUCGCUGCAACACCCUUCUCACCACCGUAGUGAAGGAGUUUGAGGACGUCAACACGACGACCAAGACCAACGGUACGAACGGCAAGCUCAAGAGGGAGCUGGAAGAUAAUGAGGAGAAUGACGAGGAUAGCAUUCUUGGGUUGGCGCCGGCGAAGAAGAAGAGCAAGGCUAACGGGGUCAAGAACAAGGCUCUUGAUAACGUCAAGUCGGCGACUGCCAGCAAGGCCAACUCGACAUCCCCGUCAAGGGCGUCCAGUGUCGGGUCUACCAACUCGACUCCUGCGGCUACUAAGAGCAAGGCGAAGGGCAAGAAGAAAUAGAUUUUUUGUACGACACAGACAUGGAAAGGAAAGAUGAUGAGAGCUACGUAGCCAGGAGGGUUGUUGGGAGUUUCUAGCUGUCAUGGUUAUUUGGUGGCCAGCAAGGUCACGCCAGUGGGUCGGAUUAUUAGAAGGCGGGUGGGGAGGCGAUGUAAAUUACUAUUGCUUGGGAAAGGGCGUUAUUUGGGGUGUGUAUUUGUGGGGAAUUUUGUUGUUUCUUUUGUAUUUAUUGUUUUUGCGAAAGCAGGGGGAAGCGGGACGGGGAAAAGCUGGUUGUCGUCUGCCGUCGUUUCUUGCUAGUUGCUGGUGGUGGUGAUACUUCUUCAGUGCUUUGCAGGUAAUAUCAGCUCGCAAGUAGCAAAAAUGGGGUGCUUUUACAGCUAUAGAUAUUCAAGUCUUUCUAGAUUUGUCUACCCUGCCUGUGUCUAAAGUUAUAAUUUGAGUUUAAAAGAAAGAAAAAACCACGGGAAAUCCCGGGCACGC